This is a messenger RNA of Helianthus annuus (common sunflower), 988 nucleotides long. Its product is annotated as secoisolariciresinol dehydrogenase. Gene Ontology annotation, molecular function: oxidoreductase activity. Lineage: Eukaryota; Viridiplantae; Streptophyta; Magnoliopsida; Asterales; Asteraceae. Bases 66 to 878 code for a protein of 270 amino acids. The record is from RefSeq and is a predicted model, not a curated record. The transcript has 2 exons.
UCUCCACUAUAUAACUCUUAUAUCAUCUUUUACUAAAGCCAACUAUCUUUGUGUUUCGAAAGACUAUGGCAAGCCCUACAAGAAGGCUAGAAGGAAAGGUAGCAAUAAUAACCGGAGGAGCGAGCGGAAUUGGGGAGCAUACCGCAAAAGUCUUUGCUGAACAUGGGGCAAAAAUUGUAAUUGCAGAUGUGCAAGAUCAACUUGGUCAAGCGGUUUGUGAGACCAUAGGAUCAUCAAACUCGAUAUAUGUCCAUUGUGACGUAACAGACGAAGAACAAGUGAAAAACGCGGUAGACAUUGCAGUUGAAACUUAUGGGAAGCUCGAUAUCAUGUUCUGUAAUGCAGGGAUCACGGAUCCUAACAAGCAACGCAUCAUUGAUAAUGAAAAAAGUGACUUUGAACGCGUGCUUAGUAUCAAUGUCACAGGUGUCUUUCUAAGCAUGAAACAUGCCGCAAGAGUUAUGGUUCCAGUACGAUCUGGCUCUAUAAUAUCGACGGCUAGCAUUUCUUCAAAUAUUGGUGGUGCGGCCUCACAUGCUUAUUGUUGUGCAAAGCAUGCUGUUGCCGGUUUGACCAAGAAUCUAGCGGUUGAACUUGGACAGUUUGGUAUUCGAGUCAAUUGUUUGUCACCAUAUGCUAUGGUCACACCUUUAGCCACGGGUUUUGUUGGGGUUGGAGGCGAGGCGCUAGAAAAUGUGAUGAAUCAACUUAGCAACCUUAAGGGAGUCACACUUAGAACCGAUGAUGUUGCUAAGGCUGCCCUUUUUCUUGUGAGUGACGAGGCAAAGUAUAUUAGCGGACAAAAUCUGUUUAUUGAUGGUGGGUUUAGCAUUGUUAAUCCAUCAUUUAACAUGUUUAAAUAUCCGGAAAGUCCUUAAAUCGAGUAUUUCAUCUUAUUUCAUAUUUUAAAUAAGACAAAUUCACAUCGUGUAUGUGUUUUUUAUUUUGUAAGAUUUGCAACCUACGACUUGAGUUUUCUACGCUAUCA